Paramecium pentaurelia is the source of this 972-nucleotide messenger RNA. Lineage: Eukaryota; Ciliophora; Oligohymenophorea; Peniculida; Parameciidae. The record is from the annotation of a GenBank genome assembly.
AUGAAUUAAUUGUAUAAACUUACACCAUAAGAAUUGGCAACAAGAAAGGAUAUAGUUGUACUUAGUGAUAAAGGAUUGAGAUUCAGAGAAGAAAUUAAAUCAUAAGGUCAAUUUGAUUUGGAUGAUUUUCAUUUACCUUAAAGUAAUUCUACCAUUUUAUAAUCAAGUCAAUUAAUCAAAAGAUAAACCAUAUACAAGAAAAUAAGUACUUUAAGGAGAAAAACCAGUUGAAUUAUUGGUUGCUGAUUUGAAAAAAGAAUUAAAUAUCAGUAGACCAUAUAUGGAAAAAGCUCUAGAGAAAAUGACAAUUAAGAUAACUUAAGAAAAACCAUCUGCUGCAAUAAACAAUAAAUUAUAAAAAUUAUAUCAAGAAUUAGACAAACAUACUCGCUUAUUAGAAGUGAGAAAAGUUAAGUUCCAAAAAAAACAUAUUGAUUAGUAAAUAUAAGAUCAAACAUCAAUUUUGGAAGAAUCAGAAUUUCAAGAUAAAGUGGCAUCUCUUACUGCUUUAGAAGCAAGAUUGUCGAGAAUGCAAUAAAAUUAUUAAAAUGAAAUAAGAAUUCGGGAUGAUACCUUAAAAGUAGCUAUAACUAUCUUACUUGUAGAAAGUUAAGUAAAACCUAAAAGUCAUGAGGAUUUAAAAGGAAGCUGAAAUUGAAUAGAUUCCAGUCCCUGUUUAGAUGGAUAAACUUUAAUAAUCUCAAUAUCUCGAUAGAAAAUAAGUUAGACUUAAAGAUUAUUAGAAAUAUAAAUUUGAAGUAUCUAAUAUUAAUAUUAAAUUAGAAAGUUUGGUCUAGAUAACCUCCUCCAUCAUAUACUUCUAAAUAAGCCUUAAUUGAAGAAGAAAGAAAGAAACAACUUCAAUUAAUAAAAGAAUAAUAGGAGUAUGAAUAAGAACUAUUAAGAAGAAAUGGACAUUAAAAUAUAAACAAUAUAGCCAAUCGUACUGAUCAUGAAUAACAUGAAUAAUGA